Molecule: messenger RNA, 2061 nt
Organism: Amborella trichopoda
Lineage: Eukaryota; Viridiplantae; Streptophyta; Magnoliopsida; Amborellales; Amborellaceae
Product: bromo-adjacent homology (BAH) domain-containing protein
Biological process (GO): DNA-templated transcription
Molecular function (GO): chromatin binding
Source: RefSeq, a predicted model, not a curated record
UUUCUCUCUCUACGGCGAGAUUUCUCUCUCUAGCCCCUCUCGAGAGUCCACUAUUUUUUGAGUUCUCUUCCUCUUUCUCUCUCUAGUUUUUUUUGGCGGGGAAAGCAUGGGGAAGAGGCGGUUGGCGCAGCUCUCAACGAGCAGCGAUGAGGAAGAAGGAAGAGUGAGAGGGAAACAUGGGGAAGAAGAUAGAGAAGAAGAAGACGAGAAAGAAGAAGAGGAAGAAGAGGAGAGAGAGGAACGUGGAGCAGAAGAAGAAGAAGCAGAACGCCAACAUUCAAAAACCCCAAAAAAGAAAAUGAGAGAAGAGCAGGAAUCGAGUGAAACUCAUGAAGAAGAAGCGAAACCCCUUGGAGAAGUUAUACGAAAAUCGGGGAGGGGGAAAACAGAGAAGAAGCAUUACAGUGCGUUUGAGCUUGAUGGGAAUCGCAUUGAGCUGGAGGAUCCAGUACUCAUUACACCUGAAGAGAAAAAUCAGAAGCCUUACGUCGCGAUAAUUAAGGAUAUAACCCAAUCUAGAGAUGGUUCCAUGGCUAUAAGUGGGCAAUGGUUUUAUCGACCUGAGGAAGCAGAAAAGAAAGGUGGAGGGAGCUGGCAAGCACGAGACACGAGGGAACUGUUUUAUAGUUUUCAUCAAGAUGAGGUGCCUGCUGAAUCUGUGAUGCACAAAUGUGUGGUCCAUUUUGUUCCUCUGAACAAAAAACUUCCACUUCGUUCAGAGCAUCCUGGUUUUAUAGUCCAAAAAGUUUAUGACACCGUCGAAAGGAAACUCUGGAAAUUAACAGAUAAGGAUUAUGAGGAUGACAAGCAACACCAAAUUGAUCUUCUGGUUCAGAAAACUCGAGAGGCUUUAGGUGAACUUCCAGAUUUGGAGAUUGAGGAGGCUCCGGUCGAACAAGAAGAACAGCAGAAAAAGAGGCAACUGAGGAAGAGACACUUGACUUCUAUCAAUACAACGAGGGAAGAUGGGUCUGAACCAUUCAACAAAGCAGAGACACCAGGGACUGCACAUGGGAUCUCUGAGUUUUACUCAAUCUUGAUGGAUUUUACAGCUUUAACAGGAGAUACUCACAGGGAUAAGGCGCUUGAAAAGCUACUUCAAGGAAUUCAGUAUGUCUUUGAUUCAAAUGGUGUCGCUCCUUCUCAAGAAGCUGUGCAGGAGGAUAGUGCAGGGAAGAAAGAGCCGGUUGAGGCCAUGGAUAUUGAUAACCAGGAAAAGGGCAGAGAAGCAUUGGAUGAAUCACAAAAGAAGAAUCAGAAAGGAGAUGCAAGCAUGCGUUGGCCAGACACUGCUGUUAAUGCUGUAACUGCUCUUGAGAAGGCUUCAUAUGAGGCUCUUGGCAUGGACCCUAUGAAGUAUAACCAAAAAGUGCGGCAACUGAGUUUCAAUCUCAAGAAUAAUCCUAUAUUGGCAAAACGGUUGUUAAAUAAGGACUUGGAGGCAUCAGUUAUUUUGAAUAUGACACCUGUUGAAUUGAAGGAUGGACUAACUGCAGAGGAGAAAAACCCCCAAGAGCCUCAGGAUGUAAAGCACAUGCAGAUGACUGAUGCUCGCUGUUCAAGAUGCACAGAGAAGAGAGUGGGCUUGUUAGAAAUCAUCCAUGGAGGAUAUGGAGACCGCUACCAGUUGGAGUGCCAAGGAUGUGGACACUCAUGGUAUUCGUCUCGAGACUCUAUCUCUGCGUUGACGAUAGAGCAGCCGAACCAGCCCGCCUCAGUGGGCACUGCCCCUUUGGCCACGACCAAGUUUGAAGAUGUCGAGAGGAAGCUGAUGAGCCCUCGUGGUGGGUCCGAAAAAUAAACUGGAGCUUUGAAGCAGGCCAUGGAACCAAACCCUUCUUCUAGGCCUGAAGCUUCUCAAUUUCCACAAUCUAACCCAAUGUAGCUUGAAGAUAUAUGUAAAUAUGGUUGUCUUAUAUUUUUUCUUUGGUUUUGCAGUAGCUUAUUUUUUGUUUUAGCUGGGUGGUUGUAGCUUGCUUUCUACUUUGGCUGGACUAGUAAGUUGCUUUCAGUUAGAUAUGAGCUUCUUGAUGAUUUGAAUCACAGAUGCUAUUGUACUUA